AUGUAGUUAAUCAUCUUAAUUAUUUUUUCGGGGUCAUCUACUUUUUAGAAAUUCAUUAACAUUAAAUCAUAAAAAUAUUUGUUUUUUUUAAAAACAGCAAAUCCCAAAAGAGGUAAACCAACAAUCCAAGCAUAAACGGUACCAUGAAAUAUAUUAUCUUCUAAAUAGCUAGAAAAGCAAAGAAGUAGAGCACUCCAUAACAUUAAAGUAGAAUAAAUAGAAACAAUUUUUUACAUAAUAUUAUGAUAAUGUGGUUAUUCUAGAUGUAAUUUAUAGAAUGAAAUAAAAGCUCCAAUAAGAAUGAUAUAGAUUAUUAUGGUUGGUUUUUCUUUAGGAUUGAAUGAUAUAAUUGCAAUUUAUAUGAUUAAUAAAUAGAAAUAGACUAAAGUUUUAGCUCUCCCAGAUUAUUUAGACAAUAGUUCUUUUACAUUUGGUCUUGCCUCAAAAAAUAGCAAAUUAAAAAUUGUAGUUAAAAUUACGAAAAUCAGAAUUCCUAAAAUUGCAACUAUGCCAUGUACAAUAUGUUCACCAUUCCAACAUUCUUGAUCAAAUAGUUAAAUUACUAAGAUAUUCUGAUCGUUCUCAUGACAAUUUAUCAUUUCAAAUAAUAGAUUUAGAAUAGGGAGGUACAAUAUAGUAGAGAACAGUGUUAAUAACUAUUUUAAUACAAAAACUGGCCAUGA
Messenger RNA from Paramecium sonneborni, 683 nucleotides. The record is from the annotation of a GenBank genome assembly. Lineage: Eukaryota; Ciliophora; Oligohymenophorea; Peniculida; Parameciidae.